Malaclemys terrapin pileata is the source of this 7101-nucleotide messenger RNA. It is a transcript of the gene KLF7, whose product is annotated as KLF transcription factor 7. The transcript is spliced from 4 exons. Gene Ontology annotation, biological process: regulation of transcription by RNA polymerase II. The record is from RefSeq and is a predicted model, not a curated record. Bases 352 to 1314 code for a protein of 320 amino acids. Gene Ontology annotation, molecular function: DNA-binding transcription factor activity, RNA polymerase II-specific; RNA polymerase II cis-regulatory region sequence-specific DNA binding. Lineage: Eukaryota; Metazoa; Chordata; Testudines; Emydidae.
AGAAAAAAAAAUGCAACCUCCCAAAAAUAAAGAGCAAAGAUUGCACUGAGCAGCGAGCAGCAAUGCAGAAAUAGAUGGCAGUUUCGUGUCAGUGAGUUUGCAUUCCCCCUUCCUGGUCCAAGAAGUGGAGUGAUUAGAGCCCUGGAAGGGAAUUGCAUUUACUACAAGUGGAAGAGUCCCCCCUCUUUUGCUGGCUGCUGUUUGCACUGUACAUAUUGGGUGCAUCUAGCCAGUCUCACUGGGUUGUUUUUUUUCCCUCCCCUCUCUUUCCUGAAUUGAUUUUUUUGGGGGUACAGUGUGACAGAAACAAAACAAAACAAAAAAGGGACAUUGGAUCUAUUGUUGUUUUUUAUGCUCAAAAACAAAACCCCACCACAAACAAACACAAAACAAAACAAAAGGGUUUUGUUCAGCAGCAGCAUGGAUGUGUUGGCUAGUUAUAGUAUAUUCCAGGAACUACAGCUUGUCCACGACACCGGCUACUUCUCGGCUUUGCCAUCCUUGGAGGAAAACUGGCAGCAGACAUGCCUUGAGUUGGAACGUUAUCUUCAGACAGAGCCAAGGAAGAUCUCAGAGAACUUUGGUGAGGAUUUGGACUGUUUCCUUCACACCUCCUCUCCUCCAGGCUCAGAGGACAGUAUCCGACGGCUGGACCCCAUCCUGUUGCCAGUAGAGACGAGUACAUGCGACAAAAGCACCAACAUGGACCUUAUCCUCUCACGGGACAAGCUGCUGUCUGAGACCUGCCUCAGCUUGCAGCCCACCGGCUCUUCCAUAGAGGGUUACGCCGCUGUCAACCAGGCCCAACUCAACGCAGUGACCUCAUUAACGCCCCCUUCCUCUCCUGAGCUCAGCCGCCAUCUGGUAAAAACCCCACAAACUCUCGCCGCAGUGGACGGCACGGUGACGUUGAAAUUGGUGGCCAAGAAGGCGUCGCUCACCUCAGUCAAGGUGGGAGUGGCGGCGGUGGCAGCAGGAGGCACGAUAAGGAGCGGGCAGAAUGACAGCGAGCAAGGAGGGGCAGGGGCCGAGGCAUCCCCGGAAAACAAGAAGAGGGUUCAUCGCUGUCAGUUUAAUGGGUGCCGGAAGGUUUAUACAAAGAGCUCCCACUUAAAGGCUCAUCAGAGGACUCACACAGGUGAGAAGCCUUACAAGUGCUCGUGGGAAGGGUGCGAGUGGCGUUUUGCACGAAGCGACGAGCUCACAAGGCACUACAGGAAACACACAGGGGCAAAACCCUUUAAAUGCAACCAUUGUGACAGGUGUUUUUCCAGGUCUGACCAUCUUGCCCUCCACAUGAAGAGACACAUCUAAGUACCUAAAAUCAGUCAGCAUGGCAUAGAUGUCAGCUGAGCUAAAAGACAUGGCAUGAAGGGUGGAACUCGGUUAUAACCCGCUGCCUUGCAGAAGAAGAGAACUUGAUCACAUGUAAACCUCUGUACACAGACCACACACUCACACUGUCAUGCACCCAACUAUACUUAAAUACAUACAUCUGUUCUUUAUGCCUUGCCCCAGCUGGAUGGAAGAAGGUGCAGGAGAGGAGAUGGGGUAGAGGUGAAGUCAGUAAGAUAGAACAAUUGCUUACAGUACUUCAUCACCCUUGGAUUUGUUUCCAGCUAUUGCCAGUAGAAAUCAAAGUAAAUGGAAGAGGCUUCUCUGCAGAUGGACAGCAAGUAGGAGGGGCUUAUUUAACUCGCUUCUCAAUGCAACUCCAUAGGAGAAUAUGUCGUCUUCAAGUUGCAUAUUUGUAGCACUAACUUUUCUUUUUAAAUAGAUGGGGGGGAAUAAUGACCUAGAAAACCAAAUCCCAGUUUGGUAGCCAAAAUUAACCUCUUGGUUCCUUUAUUCUUUGUCUGAGAAUUCCUAAUGCUCGACACAUCAAACUUCUCACAGACACUUUGAUCUGUCUUGGUUUUGGUUCUUCCUAGAACUGAGCUAUUAAGAUCCUUUUAAGUCAAUACCAAUGGCCUUAAUGGCAGUUGACUGUGGAGUGACACCUGUGACAUAUACAUCAUCUGUUUGGCCUGAGUUUAUGUAGACUUCAUGGAGGAUGAUAUUUUUGUUUGGGUAUUUUUGUGUUAACUUUUUUUUAAGCUAUUGCAUGCCCUAUGCACUGGUAGGGAUUAUGGAAGCUGCUGGCAUGACUGGAAAGCAGCCAAAGAAAGAAUCCCUGAAACACCACGUUAUAUCUCCAUAGGCAUCACCUUAUUGCCAUAGCUAGGACUUCUUGUUUUGUCUAAUGAAAACUUGAAAAGCUCAUGUGGAAGCUUAGACAUUUUAUCUUUUCUCCAUGAACAAGUGAUCUUCAGAACUUCUUUUCUUCACCUGCUUAUCUGUCUUGGACUGGCCAAUCAGGCAUGACUACAGAUUUCCUUCAGCACCAUGUGAGCAUGUUGGCUACAAUCCACAGUGAUUGACAAAUUGUGUUGCGUGUUCUUGUUAUUCUAUUGACCAGUUUAAAACAUUGACUUUUAUUUGUUGAAAGAGCACCUGCAAACAUUUAUUUUCUAAGCCUAACUUUUGGUUAAGCAUCUUACAAAAAAUAAAAAGCCAAAAAUACUACUCCGGUCCCAGAGUGGGAAAGUGAGACCCUCUUCCAAAUAAAGUGGCUUCAUUCAGCAUUAAUCUUCUAAAGUAAAGAUCACAGUCCUCCUUUCCCAUUCAUCAAGGUGAUGGUAUAGCCCACUGAUAUAAAAAAAGUGUAAGAAUAUUUAAAGGGUGAAUGAAGGGUUGGCUUUUGUGCACAGCACUGAGGAUUUUCCAAGUGAUCGGUCUAAAGUAUUGGUAGCAUGGGUCCUAUUCGACCUUCAGUCUGUACCAUCCAGGAUCAAUGGAAGCCUCAUGCUCACCCUUGAAUCCUGUAGAUAAUUUGACCAUCUUGGCUCAAAGUGGACUAAAUUUCUUGUUUAAAAAAAAUAAUAUAUAUAGUAUAUAAAUACAACUUGCAUUUAUAGCAAGUUGGCACUGGCCCUAACUCCAAAGACUGCCUUUAGGACCAUAUAAAAUGGCCUAUGCAAGCAGGUGGGGUGGUCAUUAGGACAGGUUGUAUAUUUUGUAUAUUCUGGGACCCUCCCUACAAGACAUGUCUAGAAAUGAAACAAAAUGGCAUGUGGUUCACAAAUGGUUGCUGCUCUUUUAUACUGUACUAGCCAACUGCCCUCCUUUGACUGUUUUGACUCAUUGACUGUUAAAUAUUUCCCUUUUGGGAUACAAAACUGAACUUUUAAAAAAAAUCCAUAGCUGUAAAACGUAAGAGCAAUCACUGGAAUCAUUGGUACUUGCGUUCUCAGCGUUUGCGCAACCUUUAUUCCAGUCAGAGAUUGAAUCUACCUGAAAGAUGUUUAUUUUGCUCACAGUUUUUACAAACACUGACUGUCAGUUGGACACUUUGGUGGGGAAUAUGAUACGGCCCAUACGGCAUGAGAUAUGGACCAAAAUCUAACCAUCUUUUUGGGGGGCAAUGAUGUAACAGUGAAAAAAGUAAGAGAAAAUUGAGUUUUAAUCCAAAGAUUUAAAACUAACUGUACUAUUAAAAAAAAAAAAUUACUGGAGCACUGCUUGCUGACAAUCUCGUAGUUCUCAACUUCUGUAUUUGCAUACUUCUUAUGGCCAUUCCAUCCAGGAGUUCAAUUGGGUUCUGAGGGCCCUACAACCCAACUUGUGUUUGAAUAUGUGGAGCAUCUUACCAGGAUGUCUCAUGGGAGCUUGAGGAUACUUGAACCUCAGUUGCGUGAAACUAUAGAGCAUCCAUUCAGUGAAUUAGAUAAAAAUAUAGAAAACUCUAGAAGAAGUUCAUUCCCAUAAUAUCCUACAGUACAUGUGCACAUACCCACCACUACAUUAGUCAUUGGCUAUGAACCUGUAUAAAUAUUCUCUUCAGAACUCUAGGUACUCCUGCCUCUAGAAAUGUUACUAAUAGUCCAGAAGACUUAAUAUUAAAGGCAAUUAAAGUACAAGGCUCUAUUUUAAAAAUGAAAAAAAAAUUGGAGAGAAAAUAUUUGCUUCCUCUUGUCACUUGAGGUCUUGUUGACAUCUCAUUUAAAAUAUAGCAGAACAAGGGCCUUUUGAUAAAUAUCAAAAAUUUCUGAAAUAUUUGGAAACUCUUGUCUCUACAGAUAGGUCUAGAGGUGUUCUACAGACCUCUAUUAGUUUCCUCCAUAUUAAAUUCUAUAGGACUUUUCUAUUAGGAGAGAAGUCUUCGAAAAGAAAAAAGUUAUGGAAGUCCCAGUAUGACUCUGUCAGCAGACAUUACUGUACCAUGCAGCCUAUCCCUAUGUCUUGGGUCCUUACCCGACACAUUGGAGUUAAAUUCCAUUAGAUCUAAAGUAAUUUACAUCACUGUGCAUACGCACAUUAGAAUACUAUCUUUCUUCUCAUUGGCAGCAGGCUUCCCCGGAAUCUGAUUUUUUUUUUUUUAAAGGCAAGCACCAUUUUGCUUGAUACCCUGAAACCAUUGACCAAAUAUGGGAGAAGAGGGUGAAUUGGAAUGUAAAAGUGGGAUCCGCUCGUUGCUUUCAGGACUCUGUGUUUAGUUUAAAUAAAAGCAACAACUAACCUUUGAUGUCCUGCCUAAAACUGAGACAAUGGAUGAAUAUGGUGGCUAGUGUGACUGAAUGUACCUUCUCUGUGACUUGAUCACUAUUUGCGAACUCAGAAGCGCUCUCUCUCUCUCUCUCUCUCAUUGUUCCCCAUUUUUGGGCAUUUUCGUUUCUUUAGCAGUUUUCAAUACAAAGAUUGCCCCCCUAUUUAAGCUGUUGGUAUCUUUGCUUCUCUAUGUACUGAAGAGAUCAUAACUGAUGCUUGCAAUAUAAGAAACAAAUCAAGCUUGUUUAAUUGUUUCCUUUUUUUCCUCCACCUUACAUGUGUCAACGUAUAAAAAAAUAUGAGGGGAAAAAGUUUGUAAAUAAUUUCACUUUCACAAGGCCAACCGCCAGUGGCUCCAGGGUUUUUAAAUCACGCUUUUAUUCAUGCCUCAACACAUCUGGGCAUCCCAUGCAGUAGGAUUUUGUAUGUUUAAGCUUUCAUAUUUGUGGGCAAAACCUCUAACCCAACACUCCCUUAAAAUACAUUUUGUUGGUUUCUGGUAGAUCAUAUAUUUUAAAAAGAAUGUGAAAAUAACUCUAUUCAGUAUUGACUUGAAAAACAAAAACAUGAAAAUCCUCUUCUUCAUAAGAUUUUACACCCCUUGAUCGAAGAGUCUUGCCUUCUCUUACUAGCAUUAUUUCUAGUCCCUUGGAAUGAUGAUUUCACAAUGAAGCUAAUGUGGUUAAUCUUCCAAGUGUUGCAUUAAUAAUAACCUGGACAAAUUCUGCAAUCUUACUCAGCCACAACAUCUCAGUGGCAAGUUUUGCCCAGGUAAGAACUGCAGCAGUUGGCCCCCACACACUAAGGUCUCUCUUAUGUAGUGAAACUUUUCUCCCUUCUUUGAGAAAGAGGUCAGUUAUAUUCAAAAAUGUGGUGACCGGCUGCCUUCUGUACCACCUCAAAAGUGGACUUACCUAACCGAAAAGAUUCAGAAGCAGGUGUUUUCAAACAGGGUUUUGGGUUUUUUCCCCCCUUAAAGCUUAUUAGUAGCAUUUUUAUGUAAAAAUUAAAGUUGGACUGUUCAUAAUUUUCAAAAUGAAAGCAUUUACUUUUAAGUGUUUUGAUUCCAACUUCUGAAUACUGCCAGAAAACAGGUUCUACCCCCUCCCUCUGGGUGUGUAUGUACAGCACAUACUUACAUGGAAGGAGAAAUUGAGCUACUGACAUUUUCAGUGUGGUAGCCAACUGUGCCUAUUACCUUUGGUUUGGGGAGGGUGCUUACUGUUGCCAGUGCAUUUUAGAAAUACCGUGGGCUUACAUAGGAAGUUUUCAACCGUAUUUGUUGCUAUGUAUUGUGAACUAGGCGGCUGCAAACUAGGGGGCGGGGGAAAGGAGGGCUCAGACUAUAUACCCUGAGAGUGAAACAAUGGAGAGAGAUGGCAUUUUUAGCCUUUAUCUUUGGACUGUAGAGAAAAAUAAAAACCAACACAGUCCCAGAAAGGCCUGUUGGCUGCGGGGGCUGAUCCUUAGCUUAUAUUUUAACCCCUCUCUCCUGUAGUUUAGAACACGAGCCCUACAGGCCCUGAGAGUAGCUUGAAACACUGGUUUAAACACUACUUUGUUAUUGGGGCCUUGUCUCUACCGGACAAGUUGCACCAGUUUUAUUAAAUCAAGCUUGUUAAACUAAUACAAAAAGCCACUACAUAGGUGCACUUAACCUUUGCUCAAGUCUGUUUAGUUUGCAUUGGUAACUUUUAAUUAAUCUUAACUGAUGUAAGAAACAGCUAAGCUAUUUUAGGUGCCUUUCUAUUGGAGGCUGGCACUGGUUUAACUAGAUUGAUUUUUAAAAUCAAUCCAGAUGAAAUGCUGUAACUUUUCUCACAUAAAACAAGGCCUUAGUAUUUCCGCUCAUUUAAACAGGAAGUAAAAAAUAAGGCCAAGAUAUUUUUCUUUUAUAGCAAAGUUUACUUUCUGCCCCUCCCCACGCCCCUUCCUUGUUUAAGCUCUUUCUUGCUUUCUACCAUAUCAGUCUUUCCUUUAACAAAAACAAAAAUAAAUAUGAGUGCUCCCCAUUUGAAACAAAAACAACCCUCCCCCCCCCACACACACAAACAACAUAGCUUGAAGGAUGUUCAUUUUGCACUAUAAUUUUUCUUUUGCCAGAUGUGUCUAACAAGUGCAUUUGGAGAUGCCCUCGGUCACAUUCUCUCAGGCCUACUCUGGUAUUUCUAAUAUAUCACAGAAGUACCCAAAUCUUGUAGCCCUCAGUUCUGCCUUUUUUUGACAUUUUAUUUUUUUUAAGCUUUUUAUAAAUAUAUAUAUAUAUAAAUAUAAAUAUAUUACUUUGUCAGUUUUUUUGCUGUACAAAAAGUCUUAAGAUUUAAAAAAUAUUAUUUGUAUUAUAUGAUGGUGGUAUGUUAAUGUUACAAAAUUAUUAAUGAAGAAAAAAUUUAUUUUUGUUACUGGUCUGUUUCAUAAUUCUUUUUUAAAUUGGUAUAUUGUAAGAUAUCUAUGCAAAAAUGUUAUGUGAUGCAUUUUUAUUUAAGAAUGUAAUAUGUGUAAUAAACAGUAGAA